UCCUGCAUUGGAAGACUUCCUCUCUGUAGGUGAGACUUCUGGAACAGAGGAGGAUACAGACUCAGCUAUAUUAUAUGGAACUUUGCGAGGAAGUGUUGUUGGAUUACGAUACUAUACGGGGAUUGUUAAUAACAAUGAAAUGGUUGCACUUCAGAGGGAGCCCAAUAAUCCUUAUGAUAAAAAUGCAGUGAAAGUAAAUAAUGUGAAUGGAGACCAGGUAGGCCAUAUAAAAAAAGAACUAGCGGCAGCGUUGGCUGGCAUUAUGGACAACAGACUGGCAUUAGUUGAAGGGGUUGUCCCUUAUGGAGCAAAAAAUACCUUUACCAUGCCUGUACAAAUGAGCUUUUGGGGAAGAGAAGAAAAUAGGGACGCAGUGCUAGAUCAGCUAAAAAGGCAUGGAUUUAAAUUGGCUCCUCCUCCGAAAGGUUCAGAAUGUGGUUUUGGAUCAAAGUGGAUUUCUGGGAGAGCUGGUCCGAGUUACAGCGCUCCAGUUCAUGCUGCUGUGCAGUUGACAACUGAACAGCUUAAAAGUGAAUUUGACAAGUUGUUUGAGGAUCUGAAGGAAGAUGAUAAAACUUGUGAAAUGGAAGGAGCAGAGGCUGUUGGCACACUCUUGCUUCCCCAUCAGAAGCAGGCUUUAGCUUGGAUGGUUUCACGUGAGAACAGUGAUGAUUUGCCACCAUUUUGGGAAGAGAGAAGUAACUUCUAUUACAAUACACUUACAAAUUUUGCAGAAAAGAAGAGACCUAAGAAUGUUCAUGGAGGAAUACUGGCUGAUGAUAUGGGACUGGGUAAAACACUUACUACUAUUGCAUUGAUUCUCACAAAUUUUCAAGAUGGGAAGCCUCUUCCUGUUGGAAGGAUAAGAAGUGAUAAGUUUUAUGAGGAAUCGGGUACUAACAGCAUGAACAACGUUGGACGCAGACUGUGUAAAGACACUUACUGUGUUACCCAAGAAGAUCCAGGCUUUGCAUCUGUUCUUCUACCUUCAUCUACUUGUUUAAAAGGACAAACCAAGAGAAAAGGUGCCACUAGUGUUCAGCCACUUGAGAAGAAAUAUUCUGAUGGAGGCCCCAGAGCAACACUGGUUGUAUGUCCGCUAUCUGUCUUAAGCAAUUGGAUGGACCAGUUUGAACAACACAUCCACCAAGAUUUUCAUGUAAAUAUUUAUGUUUAUCAUGGUUCUGACCGUAGCAAAGACCCAUCAGUUCUUUCAAAACAAGACAUUGUACUGACGACAUACAACAUCUUAGCUACUGAUUACGGAGUCAGAGAUGACAGCCCUUUACACAAAGUCGAGUGGCUGAGAAUUGUGUUGGAUGAGGGGCAUACUAUACGAAAUCCAAAUGCUCAGCAAACUAAAGCUGUGUUAAAUCUGGAGGGACACAGAAGAUGGGUACUUACAGGCACUCCUGUUCAGAACUCUGUAAAGGACUUGUGGUCUCUUAUUUCCUUCUUAAAAUUGAAACCUUUUACUGAUCAAGAGUGGUGGCAGAGAACAAUUCAACGUCCAGUCACAGUGGGAGCUCCAGGAGGACUUGGGCGUUUACAGUCUCUGAUUAGGAGUAUUACCCUUAGAAGAACUAAAACAAGUAAAGUUAAAGGGAAACCCAUUUUGGAGUUACCAGAACGUAAAGUACUUAUUCAGCAUGUGACGCUUACAGAGGAAGAGAGACAGAUCUAUCAGUCUGUGAAGCAGGAGGGCAAAGCUGCUAUUAGCAGAUUUUUCAGUGAGGGGACUGUGCUGGCUCACUAUGCUGACGUCCUUGGUGUCCUGCUCAGAUUGAGGCAGCUUUGUUGUCAUCCUCAUCUUUGUAUAAAUACAUCAUCUAGUUUUCCAGCUGAUAAUAAAACUCCUGAAGAACUGCGUGAGACAUUAGUGAGUAAAAUGAAGUUGGUUCUGAGCUCUGGUUCAGAUGAAGAAUGUGCAGUUUGCUUGGAAUCCCUGACUCAUCCUGUGAUAACACGCUGUGCGCAUGUGUUUUGUAAGCCGUGUAUUUUUGAAGUCAUCAGAAGUGAACAGCCAAAUGCCAGAUGCCCUCUCUGUAGGAAUGAGCUUCGAGUAGAGCACUUGGUGGACAGUCCCCUAGAAGAGAAAAUAGACUCCAGUAAUGGAAAGACGUCUCAUCAGGAGUGGAUAUCCAGUUCAAAGAUAAAUGCUCUCAUGCAUGCUUUGAUAGAACUACGGAGGGAUAAUCCAACUUCUAAAUGUCUGGUUGUUUCUCAGUUCACAAGUUUCCUCUCACUGAUAGAAAAUCCCUUGAAAGAAUCAGGGUUUGUCUUUACUCGUUUGGAUGGGUCAAUGGCACAGAAGAAAAGAGUAGAAGCAAUUCAGUGUUUCCAAAGCAGCCAAGCAGGAUCCCCAACUGUAAUGCUUUUGUCUCUGAAAGCUGGUGGAGUUGGAUUAAAUCUGACAGCAGCUUCCCGAGUGUUUUUAAUGGAUCCUGCUUGGAAUCCUGCUGCAGAAGACCAGUGUUUCGACAGGUGUCACAGGCUGGGUCAGAAGUGUGAUGUUGUUAUUACUAAGUUCAUUGUGAAGGAUUCAGUGGAAGAAAAUAUGCUGAAAAUUCAGAACAAGAAGAGGCAACUUGCAGCAGGAGCCUUUGCUACCAAAAAGCCUUCAGCAAGUGAUGUAAAACAAACCAAAAUUAAUGAAAUUAAGGCUCUUAUUGAUUUAUAG
Molecule: messenger RNA, 2680 nt
Organism: Pterocles gutturalis (yellow-throated sandgrouse)
Lineage: Eukaryota; Metazoa; Chordata; Aves; Pterocliformes; Pteroclidae
Gene: HLTF
Product: helicase-like transcription factor
Exons: 21
Molecular function (GO): hydrolase activity, acting on acid anhydrides, in phosphorus-containing anhydrides; ATP binding; nucleic acid binding
Source: RefSeq, a predicted model, not a curated record